AUGUACCUUCUGCUUCCUCUACUCGUCGGAAUUUUCGGAUUCUCUCGUGCAAGUGUUGAUGAAUACCGACUUUUGCAAUAUUUGAAGGAAAAUUAUGACUAUUUCGAGCGUCCUGUCGAAAACAGCUCAAUGCCAUUGGACGUCAAAGUUCGAUUCCUUCUCAAUCAGAUUCUCGAUGUUGAUGAGAAGAACCAGGUGAUGUCAAUUCUGGCGUAUGUCGAUUAUCAUUGGACCGAUUAUAAGCUGAAAUGGGAUCCGAAAGCGUUCGGGGGUAUUCGAGACGUGAGAUUCUCUGGAAACGACGAUGCUCCGUUCAAACUAUGGAGGCCUGAUGUAUUGAUUUUUAACAGUGUCUCGGAGAACUUUGUUUCGACGUAUUCGUCACGCUUCAUCGUCUCUCAUGACGGUCAUGUGCAACAGAAUCCGCCGGGAAUCUUUCGAUUCAUUUGCCAGAUUGACGUCACUUAUUAUCCAUUCGAUCGUCAGACGUGCUUCUUGAAAUUGGGCAGUUGGACGUAUAACGGAAAAUACAUCAAUUUGGACUUUGCUUUGAAUCCAAUUAUAGGUAUAAACGGAGAAAUGAUAAUGGUGGAUCCUGAGAGAUCAACUCCGGAAGCGCCGAGCUACUUUCUCAACGAAUCGAUUGAUUUGCAAGUGUAUCUACAAAAUGGCGAAUGGGAUUUAAUUGGGACUCCUGGGAAACGAGUUGUUCAAGCAUUUGGAAGCGAUGAAUACCAUGAGCUCUAUUUUUAUAUUCAUAUUAGGCGAAGAACAUUGGCAUACGGUAUCAACCUCAUAAUUCCAUCUUUGGUGAUUUCGAUGAUGACCGUUUUGGGGUUCACACUUCCGCCAGACGCAUGUGAGAAGAUCACACUGGAGACUACCGUACUCCUCUCUGUGGUUUUCUUUCUUCAAAUGGUUAGCAAUAUGAGUCCACCGCAAUCGCAGUCGGUGCCGAUUUUAGCCUCGUUUUUCUCGUGCUGCUUGAUGCUCGUCGCGAGCUCAUGCGUGUUCACAGUCCUCAUUCUCGCCCUCCACCAUCGAAAACCCGAAACUCAUGAGAUGAGCGAUUUCAUGCGAAAAAUCUUCAUCGAUUGGCUGCCAUAUUUUCUUUGUAUGCGCAAACCAGAUCAUCCGAAGACGCCGAAACCCACUGUGAUCCAACAAUCGAUAAUUCCGAUCCAAAGACUGUCCACUUUCAUGCCAAUGUUGAAUCUGCCUCGUCCAUCGCAAACUCCUCUAUUGCAAAAUGGUGAUUUUUCAGAAAAUCCAAACAUUCUAACGAAUGUCUCCAAGUUUUGCAACGAGCUUUGUUUAAUUGAAGGCGAAAUUUCGAAAAUGGUCGAAAAACUGGAAGAAGAUGUGAAGAACGAGAUGUGUCGUUCGGAAUGGCGAUUCGCCGCAAUGGCCAUGGACCGCCUAUGUUUGUACAUCUUCUCCGCGUUUAUUACAAUCACCACUUGCGGUCUAAUUGUUCCUCAUAUUAUUGGAAAUUUCUAA
This is a messenger RNA of Caenorhabditis bovis, 1500 nucleotides long. The record is from the annotation of a GenBank genome assembly. Lineage: Eukaryota; Metazoa; Nematoda; Chromadorea; Rhabditida; Rhabditidae.